Messenger RNA from Labrus mixtus (cuckoo wrasse), 3592 nucleotides. RefSeq names its product euchromatic histone-lysine N-methyltransferase 1a (gene ehmt1a). The coding region runs from base 143 to 3241 and encodes 1032 amino acids. NCBI's taxonomy places the organism in Eukaryota, Metazoa, Chordata, Actinopteri, Labriformes, Labridae. The transcript has 23 exons. Gene Ontology annotation, cellular component: nucleus. Gene Ontology annotation, molecular function: p53 binding; histone methyltransferase activity; zinc ion binding. The record is from RefSeq and is a predicted model, not a curated record.
CUUGGGGCGGAAGUGGAAACUCUUGUUUUCCGCUCACAUCCCUCCUCACAUCCCUCGCCCGACUCGAGUUCAGCUACACCGACUGAAGCUGGUGCCGUCGAAACCCCCCUUAGAAAUCCCCCCCAGGACCCUCAGGACAACAAUGGAUCCUAGUGGAGCCAGUAAGGGUCCUGGACCAGGCAGAAGACCCUCGAGUCCCUCCUCUGGGACACCCAUGGGUGCAAGAAGUUCUCAAGCUCAGAGUGUUCAAAGGCCCAGAGUAAAGAUAACUCCCUUCCACAGCUCAGCCAUACUCAGCAGUGAUGGAGCUCUCCGCAGCAAACGUCCAGGCUUGUUUUUGGACACACCUGGUCACCUUCCUGCUCCACCUGUAAGAGAGAGACUUCCUGUUGCUGCUGCUGGUGGUGCUGGUGGUGCUGGGAUCUCUGACAGACUAGCUCCCAGUUCAGGCUCUACGACGACUUCAGCAGGAGAAAAAGUACAGCCACGUCCUCUUGUCGUCAAGCCUUCAGGUAAGAAGACACCAAAGUCAAACCUGAAGAACCCUAAGAAGUCUGGACCGCCUUCGAACACAAAGCUCCAUAACAGCAAGAAAGACAAAGAGAAGAGACCUGCCUCCAGCUCUGUCAAACCUCACUCUGCUGUGAAGAGGAGGAAGAGGAAGAUGGGGAUGUACAACCUGGUCCCCAAAAAGAAGGCAAAGGCCCUCAAACAGCAGGAGAAGAAAGAGGAUCUAGCAGGCGGUCAGCUUAGGAAAGGAGCUGCAGCAGAGGAGAAGCCGGUGAUCGAAGCAGAGACUCUGAACGUCGUCAGAUCUGAAUCCCUGAUGGAGGAGGAACCCGCAGACGGCAGCCAUGUUGAAUACACAGAGCUGGCUUUGGACUGUCUGGACCUGAAGGCUCAGGAGGAGCUGCUCUCACCUCCGCUGACAGGUGUAUCAGUGGGUGCUGAGGUGACAGAAUCCGACCUGGCUGAGGAGUUACCUCUCUGCUGCUGUCGUAUGGAGACUCCUUAUAGUGGAGGCAGUCUGUCCACGCUGGAUCAGACCUGCAUGGCCAUGGAGAGCACUGACGGGAUGCUGAUUCGUUGUCAGAGGAGAGUGAUGAAACAGGAAAUGAUGCGACCAUCCAACACAGUCCACCUCCUGGUUCUGUGUGAGGACCACCGGGCCGGCAUGGUCAAACACCAGUGCUGCCCCGGCUGUGGACUCUUCUGCAGGACGGGCUCCUUCAUGGAGUGCAGGCCAUACGGCAGCAUCUCACACCGCUUUCACCGGGACUGUGCCUCUGUCUUGAAGAAUCUGAAGUUCUGUCCGCACUGCGGAGAGGAUGCCAGCGGAGCGACGGAGGUCACUGUACCAAAGGCCGAUCCUUCUCCAUCAGUACCCAGAUCGAACCCCGGGCCGUCGCUCCCCGCUGUGCCCACUGUGGCCACCCUGCCAUCGGUGUCAAACACGCCUGCUGUCCCUCAGAUCCUCCGAGCCAAGAAGACCAGCGAGCCCCAGAAAGGCAGAGACGACAGCCCGAGCAGGUUAAAGAGCGAGGCUGUGUGUGCUGCAGAUAAACUCCCUAAAGAGUCCCUGGAGAGCAUCCUGAUGGCGCUGGACGAUGAGAACCUGAAACCAAAGAAAGUGAAGUACCCGAGCAGACAGCUGUUCAUCUCUGCAAAACAAGGAGAGCUCAAGAAGGUCAUCCAUCUCUUAGUUGAUGGGAGAGACCCAAACGUAUUGAUGGAUGGCCAGAACAAAUGCACCCCUCUGCAUGCAGCAGCUGCUGAGGGUCAUCAGGAGAUCUGCCACAUGCUGGUCCAGGCUGGAGCCAACCUGGACAUGUUUGAUGAGGAGCAGAGAACACCUCUGAUGGCCGCCUGUGAAAACAACCACCUGGACACAGUGAAGUACCUGCUGAGAGCUGGAGCGGCCGUCGGCCACAAGGAUAUCAUGGGGUUCACCUGUCUGCAUCUGGCUGCUAAACUGGGACAUUAUGACAUAGUCCAUCAUCUGCUCUCCAAGGCAUCCAAAUACAUCAACAAUCAGGACGACGGUGGAUGGACUCCCAUCACCUGGGCCAUCGAGUACAAGCAUAAAGAGCUGGUCUACCUGCUGCUGAGCAAAGGGACUGACGUUAACAUGAGAGACAAGGAGGAGAAUGUCUGCCUGCACUGGGCGGCUCUAUCGGGCUGUGAUGACGUCGCUCAGGCUCUGCUGGAGGCUCGAUGUGACCUCAACGCCAUCAACGUUCACGGUGACUCACCGCUACAUGUCGCUGCCAGAGAGAACCACCUGGAGUGUGUGAUGUUGUUUCUGUCUCGAGGAGCUGACGUCAAUCAGAGGAACCGGGAGGGGGAGACGGUCCUGGACUGCUGCGUCCACAGCUCCAAAGUCUGGACGGCCCUGAACACCAACAAGAGGCUGACUGACGCGCGGAGAGGACGGGACUGUCAGGGAGAGAGGGUCCUCAGCAGGGAUAUUUCUCGGGGUUACGAGGCCGUUCCGAUCACCUGCAUCAACGGUGUGGACAGCGAGCCGUGUCCUGAAAACUUUAAAUACAUCCCAGACAACUGUGUCACGUCCCUGCUGAACAUAGACAAGGACAUCACUCACUUACAGCACUGCGGCUGUACAGACGACUGCUCCUCCAGUACCUGUGUGUGUGGUCAGCUCAGUCUGAGGUGUUGGUAUGACAGUGAGGGUCGACUCCCCCUGGACUUCUGUCAGCGCGAGCCCCCGGUGCUGUUCGAGUGUAACCACGCCUGCUCCUGCUGGAGGACCUGCAGGAACCGAGUGGUCCAGAAUGGGCUGAGAGUCCGGCUGCAGCUCUUCAGGACUCAGAAGAUGGGCUGGGGAGUCAGAGCCAUGCAAGACAUCCCUCAGGGAACGUUUAUUUGCGAGUACGUUGGGGAGAUCGUCACUGACGCAGAAGCCGAUAAGAGGGAGAACGACUCUUUUCUCUUCACCCUGGACAACAAGGUGGGAGACGUUCACUGUAUCGACGCGAGACUCUUUGGCAACAUCGGCCGCUUCAUCAACCACCUGUGUGAGCCCAACGUGCUGGCUGUGAGGGUGUUCACCAUGCACCAGGAUCUACGCUUUCCCAGGAUAGCCUUCUUCUCCAGCAGGCCCGUCAAAGCUGGAGAGCAGAUCGGGUUCGACUAUGGCGAUCACUACUGGAGGGUGAAGAGCAAGUUUUUCAGCUGUCAUUGUGGCUCUGUCAAGUGUCGCCACUCAGCUGCCAGCACAUAGAAACCACCAGAAUCUCACGGUUUCUUUAAUGUCAGAAUCACUGCCUGUGACGAGGUACACACUGAUGAGACUCCUAUUUAUGCACACAACACAGUGACUGUCCCACAUGGAGACACAUCGUUUACCACUAGAGAGGAAAUCCUCUACAGGAGAAUGAGAUGAACUAUUUUUUUUAAGGUUAAAAAUUCUUAACAGAUGAUUUAAACAAUCAUGGACUGAACUUUUAGUAGCGCAGAUGUUAUAUUUGUAGAUUAAUGAAGUUAAAUAAUCUUUUUUGGGAGCCUGAUUUCAUCUAUAAGUGUGCUUUUUUUUUACUACCUCUAAUUAGUAAUAAAACACAUUUUCAAAGCA